AUGCCAACUUAUAGUAUACUAGAAAGCCAAAACGAAAAUAUUUCUGAACUCAUUUCGGAUCUUUCAUUUUCUACAUUAAAUCGUUUAAAUGGUGAAGGAGCUGGUGAAAUGGAGUUGGAACUUAGAGAAGAAAUUGAGGAGAUGGAAUUGAAACUUGAAGAUGAAAUUGAGAAGAUGGAGUUGGAACUUGGAGAAGAAGCUGAUGAACAGCAAUUAAUGUCUUAUACAACAAUAAACUCUUUAGAUGAGACUUCUGAUAUUUUAGCGGAUAUAGAGUUUGAUGAAGAUUGUGAACUAGGAGAAGGAAGUAGCAAUGAUAGAUCUAUUCCUGAAAUCGCUAGUGUAUCAUGUUAUGAUGAAUUAAUGCAAGAAAUGUUCACAUUACGAGUUCAUAUAGUAUCAGUAUCUGGAGAUAUUCCUGCCCUAUCCAAAGUAAUGUGUGUAUCUGGUCACAAUGCCUAUAGUGGAUGUCGAUAUUGUUACUUUUCUGGAAUGUAUUCUGAAAAAUCAAGGCAUGUUUAUUUUCCGCUUUCACCACCACGAGGGUACAAAGAUAUUACAAAAACAGAAUGUAAAAGCAAAAAUGAUCGACAUAAAAUCGAACAUGAAACUGGAGUGAAUGGACAUAGCAUCUUAUUUGAAUUAAGUUCAAUUGACUUUCCAGCAUCAUUCCUAGUGGAUAUAAUGUAUGCUCUUUUUGAAAAUGUUGCGCAACAUAUGUUGUGCCAUUUCAUUGGUAAAUUUUACAAUAAUGAAAACCUUAAUAAUACUGAAUACAAAAUUUCAACACACAACUGGGAUAAGAUUAGAAAGAUAAUAGAGAAUAAUCGAAAAAUGAUGCUAUUAGAAUUCGGAAGACCACUAAUUAACAUCUGA
Messenger RNA from Racocetra fulgida, 876 nucleotides. The record is from the annotation of a GenBank genome assembly. NCBI's taxonomy places the organism in Eukaryota, Fungi, Glomeromycota, Glomeromycetes, Diversisporales, Gigasporaceae.